Fragaria vesca subsp. vesca is the source of this 519-nucleotide messenger RNA. RefSeq lists its product as uncharacterized. The transcript has 4 exons. The record is from RefSeq and is a predicted model, not a curated record. NCBI's taxonomy places the organism in Eukaryota, Viridiplantae, Streptophyta, Magnoliopsida, Rosales, Rosaceae. The coding region runs from base 25 to 519 and encodes 164 amino acids.
CUGUUGUCACAAAUCUGCUACAGAAUGGGAUUGUUAAUGAGUUCUAUGGGCCAAGUAGGGUCCGCAAAGAUGAUCAGUUUUGCAAUGGGAACAGUGUACCAGCAGUUUAUAAAUGAGGAGGACACAACUUUUGACCAGUUUCACGCUGCCAUGCUUGAUGUUUUCACCACUUUUAAUGCUGCUAUGCCCGGUAGACACUACGAUGCGCCCCGACUGAAGGAAGUAGAGGCUUUCUUCGAAGAUUGGAUAAAGGCCGACACGAAUGAAAAAAAAGAGAAAUUCAUUGAAUUUAUGAACAAGAGUGUGAAACCCAGCCAGGCUGAUCCCACUACCUUGUUCGCCGGAAUAGUAACACCUCCAGCAGCCUUGGCUGCUAAAAAAGCUGGGGAGACUCUUCCCCAGCUUAAAAUGAUCAAGAACGUCCCAGACGUCCUUUUCGUGCCAACGGCAACAGUAAUAGCACUCAUAACUGUAAAGAUCUCCAGAAGAAUGUUCAUGACGAAACUAGCAACAGAAUAA